AAGACAAACCCGGGAAGCGAGAUGAGGUGGUGAUUUAUAUUUAUAGGGCGUCCCUGGACUCAACCCAAAUACGCACCCUGCCCAGGCCAAUCUUGAAUUGCCUGCUCUCCCUCUAGUCUACCCGUCGUCGUCUGGAUAUAUCUUGUGAGGGUUGGUUGGAAUCCUAGUGACAUAGAUCGUAGACGGAAGCACGACGGGCUGCAGAACUAUAAACACCUGGGAGGCGCAUUUCGGUUGGUUGGUUGCAGCAGAUGAUUCAAAAGUCGCCGACGCAGAUGGCCCAGACCCAACACAGCCACCAGGCAUGCUGUCUCUCUCCCUUUCGUGUCUCCUAUUUCUAUUAGCCCUAUCACCCAUUUUUCCAUCGUCUCUUCGGUUUUGUGUUUUCUCAUUUCACUCCUGCAUUUCCACGCACACACAUAUCUGCUAUCUACCAUUAUAUACGACCUCUGAUCCAUUUCAUGACCCUCUUCCUUAUAAAAUCUGUACUGACCGUGGAAGCGAAGCUGAAUCGCAGAAAAAGAGCUAUUGUGUCAUGGAAGAUAUCCAUGGAGCUUUGAUUGCGCCCAAGCAGGAGCUCCAGCUCCAACUUCGACUCCAGCUUCAACCCCAUUCCCUUUCCCAUAGCAAGCCCUCAACUUCCCAACACUUGCUCCGUGUUCCCGAUUUUGGACGGGCAUUUCAGGACUUGGUGAAGAGCAGAGAAGUUGGUGAGUUCCUUAGUGGGGCUUUAGCCGGGGCUAUGACCAAAGCCAUUCUUGCACCUCUUGAGACCAUCAGGACACGGAUGGUGGUUGGAGUAGGUUCUAAAAACAUAUCUGGUAGUUUUCUUCAGAUUAUUGAACAACAAGGCUGGCAAGGACUUUGGGCUGGAAACACAAUAAACAUGAUUCGUAUAGUUCCCACACAGGCAAUUGAACUUGGAACGUUUGAAUAUGUAAAGCGAGUAAUGUCAUCUGCUCAAGAGAAAUGGAAUAAAACUGGUCCAGAAUUGCAAAUUGGAAAUCUCAAUUUCAACUUUUCUCUAUCAUGGGUGUCUCCGGUUGCUGUGGCUGGCGCUGCAGCUGGAAUUGUUAGCACCCUUGCAUGCCAUCCUCUCGAGGUUUUAAAGGACAGGUUGACUGUGAGUCCUGAUAUGUAUCCUAAUUUAAGUACUGCAGUACGCCAUAUUUAUAAGGAUGGUGGAAUUGGUGCUCUGUACUCUGGGCUUUUACCUACAUUGGUUGGCAUGCUGCCUUACAGCACGUGCUAUUAUUUUAUGUACGAGACAAUGAAGAAAUCUUACUGCCUCGCAAAAAGGAAGGAAUCUUUGACUCGUGCAGAGAUGCUCUUAGUUGGGGCUCUUUCAGGAUUCACAGCUAGCACAAUUAGUUAUCCCUUAGAGGUUGCAAGAAAGCGGCUGAUGGUCGGCACUCUACAGGGCAAAUGUCCACCCCACAUGGCCGCCGCUCUCUCAGAAGUAGUGAGAGAGGAGGGGUUUUUGGGUCUUUAUAGAGGCUGGGCUGCCAGCUGUUUGAAAGUUAUGCCCUCCUCUGGAAUCACAUGGAUGUUCUACGAAGCCUGGAAAGAUAUAUUGCUUCCCAAAGGACAAUGAACUUGGUCCUACAUUUUGUAGACUGCAAGCAACUGACUUGAAGAAGAAAAAAAAGAGAGAGAGAGAGAGAGAGAGGGGGGGGGAGGGAGAGAAACCGAAUGCUCAACGUGUUCCCUCUAAAGUUUUAUUCAAGGUAAGGAUGGCGAGAAAGAAAUUAAAGUGUAAGGUUCGUCCCCAAAAGAGAAUGCUUUGAUACAAUGGGUUCAGGAUCUUGGUUCUAAUCUAAUCGGCAAGAUGCUGUUAUGAUGCGUGCCAACAGAAUUUAAGAUGUUUCUUUUUUCCUUUUUCUUAUGAUGGCGUGUUAUGGCUGUUAGUUCCUAGAAUUUAAGAGGUCCUCUUUAACCGUACCAACAUAAAUAGUUGGCAGCUUAUGAAUAGCUGCAUGCCUAAGUUUGGCUUCGUUGCUAAUUAGCAAUUAAAAACACCCCACACAAGACAGACAAGCCCGGACAUCGUUACCCUUUCUUGUCCUGUCAUGUAAUGUAAGAGCACGCACACAAUGGCCAUUUACAAAAAAGCUGUGAAAGUGGCUUAUUUUAUCAAAAAAAAUUGAUUCUGUCUUGGAGCUUGUUUGUUUGGGAUGAUUCUUCUGAAAAUGCUGCCGUGCCGACCAUGAUGAGAAUGAUGAAGAAGAAGAGGAAGACGGAGAGGAAGAGGAAGGAUUGCACCAUGAGGGUGAUUCCGACUAGAUUCGAUCCGGUUUUAUCUGUUAUUUUUUGUUUUAUCUGUUUGUUCAUAAGAGACAAAACAACUUCGUCUGCACCGGGCAAUGUCGGGGUUGCAUGGAGAUUUUUGCAUCUCAAUUUGUACCAUUGUGUAAAUUGUCUUUUGCUUCUGACAAAAAGAACCUUAAAACACGUCCAUAAACUAGUCAUUGUUUAUGCUCUAAUGAAGUUAAGUUACAGUUCCCAAUGG
Molecule: messenger RNA, 2509 nt
Organism: Andrographis paniculata
Lineage: Eukaryota; Viridiplantae; Streptophyta; Magnoliopsida; Lamiales; Acanthaceae
Product: probable mitochondrial adenine nucleotide transporter BTL1
Exons: 5
Coding region: 305-1594 (429 amino acids)
Biological process (GO): transmembrane transport
Source: RefSeq, a predicted model, not a curated record